GGUGGCUUCGAGGGCGGAAUCGGCGGAGGCAUCGGUGGAGGCAUCGGUGGAUACGAAGGCAAGGACUUUUACGCCUAUCCGAAGUACAAGUUCGAGUAUGGAGUGAAGGACUAUCACACCGGUGACCACAAGAGCCAGUGGGAAGUCCGGGACGGAGAUGUCGUCAAGGGAGAGUACACUCUGGACGAGCCCGAUGGUUCGACGCGCAUCGUCAAGUAUCACGCCGACAGCAAGAACGGAUUUGAGGCCAUCGUCAAGAACAUCGGCAAGGGAGGCGGUAUCGAGCAGGAGGGAGGAUCGAUCGGCGGUGGCAGCGGGGGCGGUCAGGGUGGAUUCGGAGGUGGCUAUGGACAUGGUUAUAGCUACAGCAAGCUGAAGAAGUUCAAUUAG
Molecule: messenger RNA, 390 nt
Organism: Anopheles bellator
Lineage: Eukaryota; Metazoa; Arthropoda; Insecta; Diptera; Culicidae
Product: adult-specific cuticular protein ACP-20-like
Exons: 1
Cellular component (GO): extracellular matrix
Source: RefSeq, a predicted model, not a curated record